Molecule: messenger RNA, 2982 nt
Organism: Nymphalis io (European peacock)
Lineage: Eukaryota; Metazoa; Arthropoda; Insecta; Lepidoptera; Nymphalidae
Gene: Ate1
Product: arginyl-tRNA--protein transferase 1
Exons: 9
Coding region: 49-1545 (498 amino acids)
Biological process (GO): protein arginylation
Cellular component (GO): cytoplasm
Molecular function (GO): arginyl-tRNA--protein transferase activity
Source: RefSeq, a predicted model, not a curated record
CAUAGUAAUACUAUAUUGUAAUAUUUAUUAUUUUUAAAUUAUAUAAAUAUGAUGAAACGUAGCAUAAUUGAAUACUUUUCUGAACACGAAGGCUAUAAAUGCGGUUAUUGUAAAAAACCAAAUUCUAAUUAUAAUCAUGGAAUGUGGGCUCACACAAUGACCGUGACGGAUUACCAAGACUUAAUAGAUAGAGGAUGGAGGCGGUCUGGAAAAUAUUGCUAUAAACCAACUCUAGACAUCAUCUGUUGUCCGAUGUAUACGAUUCGAUGUAGAGCAUUAGAAUUCAAAUCAUCAAAAUCACAGAAAAAAAUAUUGAAAAGAUUUAACAAAUUUUUAAUGGGCCAAGAUGAGAAUAAAACAAUGUCUAGGAGUAAUGAAGACAUGACUAUAGAUGACGGUGAGGGCAGAGAACUGUUUGUAGAAACUACGAGAGCUCAUCAAGAAGGGAUAAUUACUGAUAUAAAUUUACCAUUUAUUGAAGAUGUAGAUGACCCAGAAACAAUAUCCUCUCAAGAACCUCACACAAGUGAAGUUAAACAAGAAGAUAAAUCAACUCCACAAACAGACUCAGUUGAGGAUAAAUGUACAAAACUAAAACAAAACAAAGUCGCAGGGCCUGAUCCAACAAAGGGGCCAUGUAAAAAAGCUAAACAAGUCAGACGUGAAAGGAUGUUGGAAAAACUCAAAAAUAAAGGUGUUGACAUAAAUAAUUUAGAAAAUGUCAGUAAAAAUAAGGAAAAACGGAUUGAAGAUUUUAUAAACGAGUUGCCUAAUGAUGUUAAAAGGAAAUUUGAGAUAAAGUUGGUUCGAACAUCACCACCCAGUGCAGAAUGGUUAGCAACAUCCAAAGAGACUCAUGAGGUUUAUGUUAAGUACCAGACAAUAAUUCAUGGAGAUAGACCUGAAAAGUGUACAGAAUCAAAAUUCAAGGACUUCUUAGUGAAUAGCCCAUUAUUGGAAGAGUAUUCAGAGAUUGGUCCGUAUUGUGGUUACGGAUCAUUUCAUCAACAAUACUGGUUGGAUGGAAAAAUAAUAGCAGUAGGAGUGUUGGAUAUAUUACCUAAGAGUGUUUCGUCUGUUUAUUUCUUUUAUGAUCCAGCAUAUAGGAAUUUAACUUUGGGAACAUAUGGUGCUCUAAGAGAAAUAGCAUUCACCAGGGACUUACAUUCCAUGUGUCCGGCUCUUCAAUACUAUUAUAUGGGUUUCUAUAUACACUCUUGCCCUAAGAUGAGAUAUAAGGGGAAUUUCUAUCCAUCGGAUCUACUAUGUCCAGAAACAUACAAAUGGUUCCCUAUUAAAGGCUGUUUAGAAAAACUAGAAACUGUGCCAUAUACGAGAUUUGAUCCCGAUAUUGAUAGUGUUGAUGAAAACUUUCCUAGUGAGAAUGAUAUUAAUUAUAUACAAGUGCUAACAAUGGGAGAAGUUAUGCAUUACAAGUUAUAUAGACGUAGAGUUGGGAAGAGAGCUGAAGAUAUUGAAGAAAUGCAACAAUAUGCGAAGCUAGUUGGCUCCAAAGCUGCUAAAAGCUUAAUAGUGGUCAGAUAAUAUAUUUAUGUUGAUAUAAACUAGAAAGACGUACUACUAGGCGAUAGCAGUCAUUUGGUAUCACAAUGUAUUUUAAACAUUAAAUGAUACCGCUAUUUUUAAUACAAUUUAAAAACAUAUUCCAAUGACAGAAGGAAUAAAGAAAAACAAAUCUUAGAUUUACAUUUUUUAUGGGUUCUGUUAAUAGCUCUGCUGUAUCAUGCACUAGACACAGUUCUUGAUAAAUACAUCUGUAUGCAUAACUUUACAUAAUUUUACUUAAACUACUUAUAUCCACUUUAAUUUUAUUUCCAAAGUUACGAUAGCUAAGUCGCUGAUAAACAAAACGCCAUUUUUUCAUAGAUUAUUAUAAAUCUCGACAAUGAUGUCAUGUCCAUUCAAGAUCAAGAGGCACUCGAAAGGUUUCAUACUUAUCAAUAAUAAUGUUUUUAUUUCUAGAUAAAUUUUAAACUUGACGGUUAAUUUAAUAGACUCGGGUACGAAAAAUUAAUUACCAUUAUAUUUUGACUGUUUAGCUUUAUUAUUCCAUGAAUAUUUAAAACAUUUGUGUUUCUAUCGGUUUGAACGAUUUCUUCUUGUGUUAGUUGCACAAGUGUAAGUUGGUAGAUCAAUAAGUUCCCAUUGCUAGUAAAUCCGGAUAACUGAUCCUGAACUUUGCCAACUAACUAAAAAGUGCCAAUAUACUGGUAUAUAGUAAUAAGUUGCAAUGAUUUUGAUGAAAAACGAUAUGAAAAUUAUGAAUAUUAUAACUUUUCCUUCGACUAAUUUAUUCGUCUUAUUAGUAACUUUCACAUUAUAUAUAUAAUGAUAACUUGCAGGACAUGAUUGAUGUAAUAAUUAUGAUUGUUUAAUAAAUUUUUGCUAUGUUUUCUACCCAGAAUUCGUCUGGAACGACAACGGGGAUAUUGUAUCAUUUUUUUCUGUUUGUAUAUAGGUAAUACCUUCCAACUUAAUAUUAAAUCAAUUCGACCCAAACGAUUCACAUGGAAUUUGGCAUAUAAAAGUAGCGUACUAAAUUUUUAAUUGCUCUAAUGAAUGCAUCAAAUUGAUUUUGCUUUUUAAAGGUCUCGUGUUGUAAUUAUUUUAGACAUAUCUUUCUUCAUUUUAUUUCGCCCUAAUAUUAAUAAAUACUAGGUGUUUUCAUUUAAAUUUAGAAUUUUGCUACAGUAACGCUUAUCUUAAGCAAUAUAGGCCCAGAAAUUUGGCAGAUUAGGGUUAAAUUUACACGUUUUCAAGGAUAUUUUUUCAUAUUCACAACAAAGGCCCUUCUUACCACCACCACUUCAUACAUACAUGGUUUGGUUUUUAACUUCAUUAAUAUUUAAGAAUCUAGUUAUUCUUAAUUAAAAGUUAUACUUAAUUUAGUCAAAUAAUCCAUAAUUGCAUUUUUAAUUUACCCACCUCCUGUAUCACCUCAAAAUAGUAUUCCCUGUUUAA